AGUGAGUAAUUCCGGGAAGCUCGCCUUACAACUUCGCGCAGCCCCGGCCCCCCGCGCCGCCCACCCGACAACAAAACUCCGCGCCGCGCUCCCGGGCUCCGGGCUCCGAGCAACCCGCGGUCGGGACCGGAGGGGAGAAGGACCAGGGCGCGGGCCAGACAGCAGCAGGACAGCAGCGGGACCCGCGCGACCAAGGGCGCCAGGCGAAGCGGGCCGCGAGUCGGGUCUCAGAAGUGUGCCUUCUACAAACAUGUCUGUGGAUCCCUUACCCAGCAAAGCCCUGAAGAUCAAGCGCGAGCAGAGCAAGACCACGUCGCCACUGUCAGACGAGGCACUGAUGGGGCUGUCGGUGCGCGAGCUGAACCGGCACUUGCGCGGGCUCUCGGCCGAGGAGGUGACGCGGCUCAAGCAGCGGCGCCGCACGCUCAAGAACCGCGGCUACGCGGCCAGCUGCCGCGUGAAGCGCGUGUGCCAGAAGGAGGAGCUGCAGAAGCAGAAGUCGGAGCUGGAGCGCGAGGUGGACAAGCUGGCGCGGGAGAACGCCGCCAUGCGCCUGGAGCUCGACGCGCUGCGCAGCAAAUGCGAGGCGCUGCAGGGCUUCGCGCGCUCCGUGGCCGCCGCCCGCGGGCCCGCCGCGCUCGUGGCGCCCGCCAGCGUCAUCACCAUCAUCAAGUCCGCCCCGGGCCCCGCCUCGGACGCGGACCCUGGCCAGUCUCCGGGCCCCGCCGCCACCUCCUAGUGCGCGCCCCCGGGCCACGCCCCAUCCCCAGGCCACGCCCCCGACCCUGCUCCCUUUCCAAAGUGCCUAGGCACGGACUCCGCCCCCGGAACCCAUUUCCCCGCAGCCACCAGCCCCUGCGGUGACCACGUGUUCUCCCUCUCUCUCCCUCUGCCCGGUCCCCGGCCCCGGCUUCCUCGUGCGGCCCGCAGCACUGGGAUCGAACGGCCCUGGCGGAUUGGGGGAGUUCCGGGGCAGCCUCGGUAGGAUGGAGGGAUACGAGGGUGGGUCCAUAUGCUGAAAGUUCAGCCUUCCUAGAUUGGGAGGAGUGCGGUGCAGAGCCGGCUCAGGGAAGAGGUAGGGGGAGAAGAGGGGCACCCCUUAUUUUGUAAACAAAUGUUUGUUCAGAUGGUGCCAAUGUUCUCCCCGACCCUCUCAGGAUUUAGGACUAGGUUUGGCCUGAGGGGACUACCGGGCUAGAAAACUAUGCUGCAGAGCUGCUCCCCGUAUCUGCUUUGGCUGGGGGUACCCGGCCUUCCCAAGCUAGGCGAGUCGUUAGAAAUGGCCUAGUGAAGCCCAGUUGACGGAUGGGGAAGCGGAGACCUCCAGCGGUGUGACUGCCUCCAAGGCCACGUGUCACUUAACAAUUGAGCUGCUAACCAAAAGCUGCCCCAAAAUUCUAGCUGUGAUGUUUAGGGGACAGUGGACAGGGACUGAAAAAGGUGGUGGAGGGCCUCCCAGGCCUGGGAGAAGGCUGUCUUUGCGAUGGGGGAACAGAAGUAAAGGGAGAGAGGAGGUGGAGGGAAGGGAGGGACGGAACUGGCCUGCUCAGCCCUGGGUGCCUUGGAGUGGACACGAGGCCGGGAGGCUGGCCAGCCAAGAGGGGGACCAUGGAGGAAUCCACUGUGGUGGGGAGGGGACGAGAUGACAGACUCUGCAGUCCUGUUGCCUGAGAGCAGAGCCUCUGACGUUGACCUGGGAAGCCUGGCCUGAGCCCUCUGCCAACACAGCGUACAACUGCCCCUCUCCACAGUUUAUUUAUUGCACAAAAUUAAGUUAUUCUCCCCAGCCCAGAGUCCUCUCCCCUGGGAAAAUGGUGUGUGGCCCUGAGCUGUAUUUUAUGUAUAUUAUAUCUGCAGAUACAUCACAUUUUAUCUUAUAUUUAGGGAAAAUCAGACAACCAAAAUGUGUUCCUAAAAAAUUUGUCUGGUCCCCAGAAUUUAUUUAUUUACCGACUUACAGCGAGUGAUUUAUCUGCCUUCUGUAUUUUGUAGACUUUCUGAAUAAUAAAGUCAAGUUCUUUUUCCACAAA
Molecule: messenger RNA, 2030 nt
Organism: Choloepus didactylus (southern two-toed sloth)
Lineage: Eukaryota; Metazoa; Chordata; Mammalia; Pilosa; Megalonychidae
Gene: MAFF
Product: MAF bZIP transcription factor F
Exons: 3
Coding region: 251-739 (162 amino acids)
Biological process (GO): regulation of transcription by RNA polymerase II; regulation of epidermal cell differentiation
Cellular component (GO): nucleus
Molecular function (GO): DNA-binding transcription factor activity, RNA polymerase II-specific; RNA polymerase II cis-regulatory region sequence-specific DNA binding
Source: RefSeq, a predicted model, not a curated record